UCCCACUCUGCGUGUCCACGGGGAGCAGGGCCGCUCCUGAUUGGUCGGGGGGAGGACGGAGCGGUGUCAUCGUGGGGACUUAAAUCAGUGCAGCUAUGUUGUUGUGAGAAGAACCGUGGAUCAGAACCGGCAGACACACGCAGAACCACGCAGCGCAUCUUUACGCGCAGCUCAGCGUGGAUUAUUUCGCUCCCCGCUGAGAACCCGAAGUGCCUUCAGCUCUCCGUCCGGACCGAACAUGCCCAGAGGCUUCCUGGUCAAACGGAACAAGAAGACCCCCCCGGUGUCCUACCGGGUCCGCUCCGACGAGGAGGAGGACGCGGAGCGAGCCGCAGCUGAUGCGCCGCCGCCGCCGCCGCGUCUCUCCUCCAUCCCGCUGCGCGCACAGACCUGCGGGCCAGCGGCCACCGCUCCGGAACCAGGUCCGGCUGCCAAGCCCGUUCAGUUCGGGAACCCGGAGUCCGUGUACCAGACGCUCUACAGCCCCACCCGGCCCGUCAGCCGGGACCAUGAGCGCUCCUCGGAGCGGCGCUUCAGCCUCGGCUCUCCGGUCUCAGCGGAGUCCUUCCCCACGCCGGCGGCUCUCACCGGACUGGACCACCUGUUCCCGGUGGACCUGAAGAUCGGCUCCAGCAGCAGCAGCAGCAGCGGCGACGCGGCCGCCGGGACGCUCCCCACCGCGGGCGCCAAGCGGCCGGCAGGCGACGCGGAGCGCAGAGGCAAAGCGGCCAGCUCCAAGAGGACCAAAGCCAUCCGGAAACUGCACUUUGAGGACGACGUCACCACGUCCCCGGUCCUGGGGCUCAAGAUCAAGGAGGCUCCGGUGGAGCAGAGGCCGGCGGGGGGAGAGCGCCCCCUGCUGGGAGGGUUUGUCUGCCAGCUGUGCCGCGAAGCCUACCAGGACCCGUUCUCUCUGGCCCAGCACAAGUGCUCCAGGAUAGUUCGGGUCGAGUACAGGUGUCCCGAGUGCGACAAGGUGUUCAGCUGCCCGGCUAACCUGGCCUCCCACCGGCGGUGGCACAAGCCCAAGCCCCAGAGCGAGCCGGCCCCGUCCGGCAAGGACUGCAGCGACAGGGACUCACCCAGCCCCGAACCGUCCGAGUCCGGUUCCGAGGACGGACUGUACGACUGCGCUCAGUGUGGCAAAAGGUUUAAGCGCCAGGCGUACCUGAGGAAGCACCUGGCGUCUCACCACGGCGCCCAGAAACCCGCAGAGCCGCAGCAGGUGGAGAAGGAGCCGCAGGGCUGCGGGCCGCUGAACCUCAGCGCGUCCUCCUGCCACGCGUGUCCCGUGUGCGGGGAGAGCUUCAGCAGCAGGGGCGGCCAGGAGCGCCACCUGCGCCUGCUGCACUCCGCCCAGGUGUUCCCCUGCAAGUACUGCCCCGCCCUCUUCCACAGCUCGCCGGGACUCACCCGACACAUCAACAAGUGCCACCCGUCCGAGAGCCGCCAGGUGAUCCUGCUGCAGGUGCCGCUGCGCCCGGCCUGCUGAGGCCCGGUCCGGUCCGGUUCGGCCCGGCCCGGUUCGGCCCGGUUCGGUCCGGGUGUUGCCAGGUCCAGUUGGCUCCUGCUGGUUUCAGCCCUUCACCUUCCUUCACACAUUCCUGCUCAGGAAUAUUGCUCAGCUGGAUGUUUUCUCCGUGUGACUCAGAGCUGCUGCUGAGGCAGGGACCCAGUGCCUUGCUCAAGGACACUUCCUCUCGCUCAGAGGGAGCUCGAACCCCCUGAGAGGAUCUGAAGCCUAGACUGUGGAGGAAGCUCUCCGCUCAGACGCUGUUAGCUGGUAGACCUAAGAGAGGUCCGGUCCGGUCCGGUCCGGUCCGGUUCUGGACGGGCCUGUUCCCGUCAGUAGCUUUAAUAGAUGUGGGUCAGUUAGUGUAGCCGAACCGCCUUCAGACUAGAGCGCCCUGCUGUAAAACCCGCCUUAAAUCAUCUCUCUGCUUAUUUAUGACUAUUUAUUAUUAAUUUAUUGCUGAUUUCCGUUGAGCCGUGGUGUGUUCAAGUGUCGUUAAAACAAUCGGUGCUUUUAUCAGCCGCUUCUGCAAUCAGCUGUUCUUUAUUUAUUGGUGGCUUCUUGUUGGCCCUCAGCUCUGAAACUGCUCUGGGUGUUUCUGCUGUGACUUUUGCUAAGUGUCCAAAAACAAUAAAACCAAACUGAGACUCAGA
Messenger RNA from Fundulus heteroclitus (mummichog), 2166 nucleotides. RefSeq names its product insulinoma-associated 1a (gene insm1a). The record is from RefSeq and is a predicted model, not a curated record. NCBI's taxonomy places the organism in Eukaryota, Metazoa, Chordata, Actinopteri, Cyprinodontiformes, Fundulidae. Gene Ontology annotation, cellular component: transcription repressor complex; nucleus. Bases 239 to 1492 code for a protein of 417 amino acids. Gene Ontology annotation, molecular function: RNA polymerase II cis-regulatory region sequence-specific DNA binding; DNA-binding transcription repressor activity, RNA polymerase II-specific. Gene Ontology annotation, biological process: neuron differentiation; regulation of cell cycle process; negative regulation of transcription by RNA polymerase II. The transcript has a single exon.